Tachysurus vachellii is the source of this 2702-nucleotide messenger RNA. Its product is annotated as isocitrate dehydrogenase [NAD] subunit gamma, mitochondrial-like. NCBI's taxonomy places the organism in Eukaryota, Metazoa, Chordata, Actinopteri, Siluriformes, Bagridae. The transcript has 13 exons. Gene Ontology annotation, cellular component: mitochondrion. Bases 181 to 1359 code for a protein of 392 amino acids. Gene Ontology annotation, molecular function: oxidoreductase activity, acting on the CH-OH group of donors, NAD or NADP as acceptor; magnesium ion binding; NAD binding. Gene Ontology annotation, biological process: isocitrate metabolic process; tricarboxylic acid cycle. The record is from RefSeq and is a predicted model, not a curated record.
GCAGGUGGCGCUGAUGGAACAGUGUCCUGCUAAAGCCAAACAAUCCUUCAGGGCUGUCCUUGUACGGAUCGUGAAACGGCUUUACGUUAUUGGAUUUGUUUGGAUUGCUGACGAACUGUUUGUCGGGAUUUUUAUUUGUUUGUUUGCGUUAUUAUUUGCCUUCUGAUAUUUGCAAGCCAGAUGUCAUCUGCUAGGUCAGUGCUGUCGCUGUCCAAGGUGUUGAAGCCCUUGUUCGGAUUAAAGGGCAACACGGUCAAUGUGAUAAGACCAGUGACAUGCAACAGAAGAGAGAAGUCCUCCUACACUCCCCCUCCUGCAAAGUACGGAGGCCGACACACAGUAACUCUGAUUCCUGGAGAUGGUAUCGGACCUGAACUUCUGAGCCACGUCCGGGAUCUGUUCAGGUUCUGCUGCAUCCCUGUGGAUUUUGAGGUGGUGAAAGUGGAUUCGGCGUCGUUGUCAGAGGAUGAUAUUAAUAAUGCUGUCACAGCCAUCAGACGCAACGGAGUUGCACUGAAGGGUAAUAUAGAGACCAAUCACAAACUACCACCCUCUCACAAGUCCAGGAACAAAUUGCUUCGUACAUCCCUGGACCUGUAUGCUAAUGUGAUGCACUGCCAGACUCUCCCUGGUGUCCAAACCCGGCACAAGGACAUAGACAUCAUCAUCAUUAGAGAAAAUACAGAAGGAGAGUACAGCAGCUUAGAGCAUGAGAAUGUUCCAGGGGUUGUUGAGUGUCUGAAGAUCAUCACACGGAUGAACUCACUGCGGAUCGCUGAGUAUGCCUUCAAACUUGCCAGAGAAAAAGGUCGCCGCAGGGUCACUGCUGUACAUAAAGCCAACAUCAUGAAGCUGGGUGAUGGUCUCUUCCUGCAGUGCUGUAAGGAGGUAGCAGCUGGAUAUCCAGAUAUUACUUUUGACAACAUGAUUGUGGAUAACACCACCAUGCAGCUAGUCUCCAAGCCCCAACAGUUUGACGUGAUGGUGAUGCCAAACCUCUAUGGUAACGUGGUGAGCAAUGUGUGUGCAGGACUGGUGGGUGGCCCAGGUUUAGUUCCAGGAGCCAACUAUGGCAAAGACUACGCUGUUUUUGAAACAGCCACAAGGAACACUGGGAAAAGCAUCGCUAACAAGAACACUGCAAACCCCACAGCUACACUGUUGGCCAGCUGCCUCAUGCUGGAUCACUUAAAACUUCAUGAUUAUGCCAGCAUAAUUCGGAAAGCAGUCCUUACAACUUUAUCUGAGACUGAGUUACAAACAGCUGAUCUGGGGGGUCAGUGCACGACAUCUGAGGUGGUGCAAGCCAUAAUGCAGGAGGUUCAGAGGAGCCGACUGCAUAUUUCCAAACCCAUCUGAACAACCACAUCACCUGAAGCUCAGGCAGAAGUCUUCAAUCAAUAUAUACAGAACUGAAUGAAGCCGAUAUGUGGAUGUGUUCAGAUGUGUGUGUGUGACUUUAAGCUAUAGCUUUUUUAAUUAAAUUUCACUGUAUGUAAAAUAUAGGAUAAAGUUAUAAUAGGCAAAACUGUGUCAGUGAUUUAAAAUUAGCAGUUAGCGGUUACAGAUUUUUUGUUUUUUAAAUAUCCAAUGAUUACUUGAAGAAACAAAUUUUGACCUCAAUCGAACUAGCUAACUCGUUACAAGCUAACUAAAUAUUCAACAAGCUAAUAUGUGUAUGUUGAUUCAGUAUAAUCUUGUGAGCAGCCAUACUGAUUUGACAUCACUUCUUAAACCCCCUGACAUGGAAUUCAAAACAAGUCAAAGUUACAACUUUCCAAUUUUAUUCGAACACAACAUAAGAUCCAACACGUCAAAAGUAAGCAUUCUUAGCAAAACACUUAGACAUUGUUAACUAACUAACGCUCAAUAUGAACCUCAAUACAUAUUCAACACACUGAGGUGUGUAGAAGGUAUGGAAGCACACCUUCUACAAACACCUUUAACAGGGAUUCCCAGACACAUUUCUCUGUACUGUUUAUACAGAUGUUCCGUAUUGUACAUUUACACAACACUUAAAACACUUUUAACAUGUAAUUCAAUCAGCAGUUCGCAGGAAACGGACACAUCUUGAUUAGCGUUACAGAAAAUGAUCGUAUUUGUUCAUAAAUAUCCAGGGAUAUAUUAAGUUACUGUCAUGUUCCUCUCAUAGUUAUCCAGACUUUUUUAAAUCUUCCUUUGGCAACUGUACAAUCCCAGGUUUAUUAUUAGAUUUAUUACAGAUACGUGGAACCGAGGAUUACUGUGCUCAUAAAAUGAUGUGUGAUUUAUUUUAAGGCUGUUUGUCUGGACCAACAAACGCUGCAAUCCUUAAACACGGUUAACACUUCAACUAGUCUGUAAGAAAUGCAGUUUGAAUCUAAAGCCAUAAGAAUGCUAUCUAUGGAUCUUUACACAAGCAGAAAUAAAAAAAAAAAUAGAAAAGAAAAAUAAAGCCAGGUAUUGUGAUGAGUGAUGUUUCCUGUAUGUGGGUAGAAAAAUAGACCGUGUCUACUCUGCUUUCUGUUUUACAUAAAUCUGUUACAGAAAUCUGAUACUUCUUGUGUGUUAAUGUUCAGGCAAAUAUAGAAAAGCUCCUAUCAGGAAUCUGCAAUAGUAAUAGCAUACUUAACUGUAUUAUUGUUUUUCAUGAAUGUAGUAAUGUGGAUAAAGUAUAAGCCAGUGAGAGUUUGUGCAAUAAAUACUUCUCACCUCAAAAAGUA